ACUCUCUUCUAUUUAGAUCAAAGUUAUAACUUAUAUAUAGUAGGAAUGUCACAACCAGCUAAUAUAAACAAGAAUGCAAUAAACAUUGUAGAUAGACCAUUGUCAAAGGGAAAGACAGAGAUCAACUUGAGCUCAUUCUCAUUCCUCUUCUCAGAGUUGAUCCAAUACUGUCAAGAUAGGAUCAAGGCUGGUCAUGAACUAGAGAAGAAGUUAUCAGAUAUUGGAUUCUUAGUUGGUACACGUGCAUUAGAGUUGUUGGUGGUCAGAGAGAAGAAUGCAAAGAGAGAAACAAAGUUGUUGGGUAUCCUAUCAUUCAUACAUUCAACUGUUUGGAAGUCAUUGUUUGGAAAGCAAGCUGAUUCAUUAGAGAAGAGUACAGAGGCUGAUGAUGAAUAUAUGAUAUCAGAUGCCAACAUGAUUGUAAAUAAGUAUAUAUCAUUGCCAAAGAACCUUAGCAACCUGAAUUGUGCUGCAUUCGUUGCUGGUAUCAUUGAAGGAAUACUAUGUAGUGCAGAGUUUCCUGCCAGAGUAUCAGCACACAACGUUGCCGUCGAAGGCAAGAAGUUCCCAAAGACUGUAAUAUUAAUCAAGUUCAAUCCAGAGGUCAUUCCAAGG
Messenger RNA from Acytostelium subglobosum LB1, 615 nucleotides. RefSeq lists its product as hypothetical. The annotation marks the transcript as partial. Gene Ontology annotation, cellular component: TRAPPIII protein complex; TRAPPII protein complex; TRAPPI protein complex. The transcript is spliced from 4 exons. Gene Ontology annotation, biological process: endoplasmic reticulum to Golgi vesicle-mediated transport. The record is from RefSeq and is a predicted model, not a curated record. Lineage: Eukaryota; Evosea; Eumycetozoa; Acytosteliales; Acytosteliaceae.